AGCUCAACCAUCACUCUCAACACAGAUACAUAAUCAAGCCUCACAUCACCCUCUCCUUCGACGUAUAUCUUCUCAUCGAUUCAAGCCCAGUUAUUAUUUCUCAGCUCAGGGGCUGAUCAUAACAUGACAACGUUUAUGUCAUUGUUCUUGCUACUUUCAAUUCUUAUGACCACCCUGGCUCAACUAGCAGCUGCUGAUUUUUACAAAGACGCGGAAAUCACUUGGGGUGAUCAGCGUGCCAAGAUAUUGAAUGGUGGUCGGGACCUCACUUUGUCUCUCGAUCAAGCUUCUGGAUCAGGCUUUCAAUCCAAGAACGAGUAUUUGUUUGGAAGAUUUGACAUGCAACUCAAGCUUGUCCCUGGCAACUCUGCUGGCACUGUUACCACUUUUUACCUAUCUUCUCAAGGAGCUGGGCAUGAUGAGAUUGACUUCGAGUUUUUAGGGAACUCUUCAGGAAGUCCAUAUACAAUUCACACAAAUGUAUUUGCCCAAGGCAAAGGAAACAAAGAACAACAAUUCCAGCUCUGGUUCGAUCCCACUUCUUCCUUUCACACAUACUCCAUUGUCUGGAAUCCCCAGAGAAUCAUUUUCUUGGUGGAUAACAAUCCAAUCAGAGUAUUCAACAAUCAGGAAUCAAUAGGGGUGCCAUUUCCCAAGAGUCAGCAUAUGAGAGUCUAUGCCAGCUUAUGGAAUGCUGAUGACUGGGCAACACAAGGGGGGCGUGUCAAGACAGACUGGACUAAAGCUCCGUUCACAGCCUACUACAGGAACUUCAAUAUAAAAGGGUGUCCCAAGUCAUCGACCGGAUCAUCGUCUUGUGGAUCAUCCACCGCUUCUUCAGACAACGAGGGAUGGCGAACACAUGAGCUGGAUGCAGCUGGCAGAAACAGAUUGAGAUGGGUGCAAUCAAAGCAUAUGGUCUACAACUACUGCUCUGACAAACAGAGGUUCGCUAAUGCUGUCCCUGCAGAAUGCAAGCGCUCAAGGUUCCUCUAGAUGACACACUCCUGAUUCUGAUGCCUCAUUUCUUCAUAAAUUAUUGUAAUUCCACAAAUUCAAAUAUUCUUUAUUCUUUAUUCUUUGUAAAAAAAAAAUCAUUUCUUUCAAAUAAACCAAUAAAUAGGCUGAA
Daucus carota subsp. sativus is the source of this 1129-nucleotide messenger RNA. Its product is annotated as xyloglucan endotransglucosylase protein 1. Gene Ontology annotation, molecular function: xyloglucan:xyloglucosyl transferase activity; hydrolase activity, hydrolyzing O-glycosyl compounds. The record is from RefSeq and is a predicted model, not a curated record. The transcript is spliced from 3 exons. Bases 124 to 996 code for a protein of 290 amino acids. NCBI's taxonomy places the organism in Eukaryota, Viridiplantae, Streptophyta, Magnoliopsida, Apiales, Apiaceae. Gene Ontology annotation, cellular component: cell wall; apoplast. Gene Ontology annotation, biological process: cell wall biogenesis; xyloglucan metabolic process.